Patella vulgata (common limpet) is the source of this 1975-nucleotide messenger RNA. RefSeq lists its product as uncharacterized. Gene Ontology annotation, molecular function: DNA-binding transcription factor activity, RNA polymerase II-specific; RNA polymerase II cis-regulatory region sequence-specific DNA binding. Lineage: Eukaryota; Metazoa; Mollusca; Gastropoda; Patellidae. The record is from RefSeq and is a predicted model, not a curated record. The annotation marks the transcript as partial. Gene Ontology annotation, biological process: regulation of transcription by RNA polymerase II. The transcript is spliced from 2 exons. Gene Ontology annotation, cellular component: nucleus.
GUAUUUGCGCCAGCCCCUUCGUGCUAGACAGGUGGUCGAAUAGCCAUUGACCAUUACUUUACUUGUCACUUUAUAAAUUAAGUUUCCGCUGCUUGAUUGAUUCCUUGAUCAUCCAAACGAUAGGCAACAGCUGCUUUCGUAGGGUGCACUAAACCAUAUAGAGCUUAUAUCGUACCGUAUCGCCUUAGGAUAAGUCAUUUAUUGAAGAGCCAUCGCCGUAAGAGGACGGGCGAAACUUAACGGUGUGUAUGUACAAUAAAGUAUGAAGCCUGAAGAAGAUACCUUAUCGGGUGAUACAACACAAUUGCUGAGAGAUAUACUUCAAAGUAAAGAUAGGAAAGAGUUAGAGAAUAACAACACCAUUAAAAGUUAUUGCGUAGUAGAAGAUCGUGAAAAUUCUGAAAUGAUUUCCUCCAUGCUACGUGCUAAAUCAAAUACUAGUGCUGCUAAUUCCGACAAUGAUAACUGGUCUGUGAAUGCAGACAACUAUUCGGUAGACGAUAGUGACAUUGACGUCGAUACAGAAGAACAAAUAAAUAACUCAGAGAUAGCAACCACACAAGGUUCCCCGGAAGCAAACGAUGAUAUCCAAAAUGGACUUUCUGGCGACACAGAACAGGACAGUAAGGAAGCAAAGAGGGCGAGGGUAGAAAACAUUAUCACUAGUAUGAGACCAAUGUCUCAAAUUAAUUGUGACGAAAUUAACCGGUCAUCGCCAGAAAUCAAGCGCCAGAAAAGAAAACAGUACCAGCCCCAACAACAUGAUGUGAAAAACUUCGGCGAUCCCGAAACAAAGUAUCGUAAAGUUGAGAGGGCAGCAUUGCAAGAACACAUUCAACAACUCCAAAAUCAACUACGAGUCGUCAAACAAAAAUGUGAUGAUCUAUGUGAAGAUGAACAACAAUUACAUAGUGCUCAUUCUGAUGGACUUCUUCAUGGUUAUUCGGAAAAUAAUGAACAUCUCAGCCAUGGCUGCAAAAUUGAGAAGGAAAACUGCGUCAAAGAAAAUGGAUACGAUAUCAUAAGAAACACAUGUAGAAAUGAAUGGGAUCCAAGUCAUUUCAUUCGACAGGCUAGUAAACUGGUCCAAGAACAAGAAGUUUUAAGCAAGAGCUCGGGUAAAAAAACAGAUACUGCCCAAUCUCCUGAUAUACAUGCUUUAGCUAACUCUAUAAAAACUGAAAUAGUUGAGGCUAUAAAUAAAGUGGUAGAUAAUGCUGUUAAUAAACUAUUGGAAAAAAAUACACUUCCUCAAAACAAAGUCAGUGACACCAUUACUAAUGGUGUAUCAGUCGAUUCUGUGAAAGAGACAUUGUCCGCCGCUAAAUUAGAACGAAAAGCGGAAGUGACAUCAUCCUCAUUGAGUGAGCAGUCAUCUGAAUUUAGACAUAGUAUAUCUAGCCGCCUGUCAGAUAAAAUAAGUGCUUUUGAACCUCUUCACAGAAAUGAUAAUGACUUUCCUCGAAUUUCCGUGAGUAAUCAAUCAACCUUGCCAUUCCAUCAUCCGUUUCCAUACUACCUGCCUGCCCAAGUCAUGGGUCCAAUGUAUGCUACUGAGCCAGAACAGACGGAAGCACUACCUCUUAUUGUCAGCACACCCAAAAAGAAGCGAACAAAGGUAACAGAUACCAGAUUGUCGCCACGUGCCAAAUCGGCAUUACUCCAGGAUAGUUUCAUGCCAUCACAACUUUCUCUGGAUCACGAUCGUCCAUCUAUGAUGUCUUCAUUUCCACAUCUUUUUCCACCUAUGCUGCCUACAAGUGUUGCCAUUCCCAAUCCUAGUCUAACCCACUCAGAUAUUAUGUCGUUUGGCAUGAGGGAACACAACUUCUGGGAGUCCAGAAUGAUGAACCAGUCACCACCUCACUCUGACAGAGUUUCUCCCAAGUCACCAGCUGAUAGCUACAGUAGUUUCAGAAAGAGUGAUAUUUUUGACAACUCGCAAGAUAUGAAUGAUGGUAGUCAUCAAGGCCAA